AUGUCUAGCACAAUGGAAGCCGAAGUGAAAGAGAACUCGGAAAAUGUCGCUCCCUCCACGGAGCAGUCGCUUCUCAAGCAUGUAGAAGAGGUUAAGGAUGACAAGCCAAGUGAAACUGAGACAGUUAAGGAUAAUCAACAGCAGCAAAAGGCAGAGAAAGGUGGUCAAACCAGUGCUGACGGUGGUGAUAGCGAGACGCGUCAGGUUCGCAUCCGAAAACAGGUUCAACGAUUCUCUGAUACUUUGAGCAAACGCUAUGCAGAUGAGCAAGCUGCAAAGGAGAAGGCCCAUGACGCAGUGGCUUCCCAAUUCGGUAAAGGUUCCGGCACGCCACUAGGCGAUAUUCCUCUAAUCGAGUCGUCCAUUCGUGGGUGCAAACCCAUGGAUUUAAAAACUCUUCAUCAUAUCUGCUUUGGUCGCAUUGGUAGUGUUGCUGAGGUUCGAUCAAACUUGCGUAAAUUCAGUGGAUUUUCUUUUGAUCGUGACUCAGAAGAAUAUGGGAAACGUGUGCAGAUCCUCAGUAGGAAGUCAGUGAAGGAAGUGCAGAAUGCUCUUCGUGUGCUUCACCUUGAAGUGUCUGGUACACGAGCCCAGAUCGUUGCACGUCUGUUCGAGUUCCUCCUCAAGCCCGAGGCAGAUGCAGUGAAAUACAAGGGAAAGUUACCUCCUUCCAAACGCAGAUCUGGUGCUGGUCGCAAGUCCCUCUCCAAGUUGGAAGAGAGUGAUAAGGAAGACACAUUACAAAAGCCAAAAAAGAAUGAAGGGGAGACGGAAAGUGACGAACUCGGUGACCUCUCUGAUGGCGAUGCAAAAGGCGAAGAAGAAGAGUCUGAACAUGUCGCAGAACCGAGAGUCGAUGAGGAGGAUGAAUAUGAGGAAGAAGAGGAGGAGGAGUCAGGAAAGUCGGAUGUGGAUUACGCUCCAGGGAAGAAAGUCGUGAAGAAAAGAAAAUCUACAGUUGUUGCGAGAAAGACCAAGUCACCACGGAAAGCAAAGCGGAGGAGGAAGCAAGUUAUUGAAAGUGAUGAAGACGAUGGAGUUGAUGAUGGUGAUGCUAACAGCUCUGCCAAAGAAGAGGAAGACGUGGAAGCAGAUGUAAAAAGCGCCAACGAUGGGAUGAAAGAACCAAAGCAGGUGAAGGGGGCUGACAAUGCUGAGGAGGGCACUGCUAAUGAUAAUGACGACGAGCUGUCAUCAAAAAUUGCGUCACAUUCGGUGGUCUUCCCCACUGACGAAGAGCUUAAAACAAAGGUCUUAGAAAUCUUGAAGACUGCCAAUCUCAACGAGGUUUCCAUGAAGGUCGUUCGAAAUUCUGUUUCUGAGCAGUACAAAGACAUUGACCUUUCUCCCAAGAAGCAGUUUAUCAACAGUGUUAUUGAAGAGAGUCUAGCGAUGCUUUACUUCGUAUCGUUUAUUCGGGAUGUGGCGACUGUGCGCCAAUGCCGGGCAACCAAUCUAAGUGCCGUUCUAGCGCGUCCAAUCCUGGUGGUGGAAGAGUCAUCAAUUUUUAGUACAGUCGUGUUUUUUUCUAUUUCUGGUCUUCUUUUGCAGGCCUGCGAAGCGUCCCAAUCUACAGUGGUUUAUAGGGGCGUAGAUCCACCUAUAAAACGUCACAGGCGGUGCCAAGUGCUCGUACUCUCUCCUUGGUUCUACAUCUCCACUGCUGGCUUUAUCACGGGCUUAUUGGUUGGAAUCUACCUAUUCUCCCAAUCAAAGUUGAAGCCGAUUGAUAUUGAUCGUUUGGAGGUUGCAAAAUGUCCCUCGUGUUUCGGCCAAUCGGCGUGUCCUGCUUUCUUUAGAGGGGAUGUCCGGCUGGCCACCUUCUAUGGCAGUCGACCGAUUCACGCUAGCGACUUUGAGAAGCUCAGUGAUCGCAUUGAUGUGGACUUGGGUUACAUUGGCUUUAAUUACAGAACAGCCAUCAAAACGGACUUAUUUCAUAUUGUUACCCUUCAAGGCAUGUUGGAAAGGAAGCCAGCCGUCCUCCGUCGUCUUCAAUUUCCGGCCACUUCAGAGGAUGUCGACGUCGAGGUGUGUCGACGCCAAAGAACGGACGACUUACAGGAGGGAUCACCCCAACCGCGCUGUGUUCCACAUCUUUCGAUCUGGCGUUGGAUGCCCACUACGGGAGCUGGAACUGCCGAUCCUAUCGAUGUGCGCCUGCUACGCUCCGCGUCGGCUUUCACGCGAUGUGCUUCACCACGUCUCCUAAAACUCAUUAAGUCCAGAUAUCGUGAGCGUUCAACCAAUCCCACUCUCCCGCCUCAAAGUCGAUGGCUACGCUUCGACGAGUUGACGCUUCUCUUCAACAUAGCCAUUAACCCGCACGCGGUUAUCGCGCACACCUUCCCCGCCUCCGAGGGUUGGCCCUUUCCCAUCCAAUUGGGAGCCUGUGGUCGCAUGACUUUGGAAAAGGGAACGGCAAAAUCUCUCUCUCAGUUUAGCCUUGCACCUGUAAAACAGAGACUGCAAAUAUUGAGGAGUCUCUUCCAACUGCCCGUAAGCCUUGCUUCGAAUUCCAGUUUGGGAGAUGUGGAGAGUGCUGAUUUUGCUCUCUACCUCGGUGACUAUCGUUGGGAUGUUUUUGGAGUUGAUGUCUUCACAUAUCAUGUCAGUGUGAUCCAAUCGCGACACCUGAUAGCUGUGGAUUUGCGUGAGACGACCAAAUCUCCCUCCCCUUUCAUUAUUGAGUCCAACGCUUCUUACAUACUUCAAGACGGUUGUCACGAUUACCCUUUUGCUCAAAAUACGCCAUGCGUGUCCGAGGAGCACGCCAAUCAGCUUUGCACCAGCAAUUCACUCUCUGAUCACAACUACUGGGCAGUUUGUAUGGCUGCACUGCUCAACGACCGUCUACUGGUUCGUGACAUGCCCAGUGACCUCAUCUUCAGUCUUGAGCAAUGCAUCCAAGACGCCCAAGACGGAGCUCGUCGAUCCCAUGUGGAGGCUGCCUUGGAGACAAUUGACCUUGAAUUGGCUGGUUGA
Hydatigera taeniaeformis is the source of this 2985-nucleotide messenger RNA. The record is from the annotation of a GenBank genome assembly. NCBI's taxonomy places the organism in Eukaryota, Metazoa, Platyhelminthes, Cestoda, Cyclophyllidea, Taeniidae.